Molecule: messenger RNA, 1182 nt
Organism: Musa acuminata AAA Group (dessert banana)
Lineage: Eukaryota; Viridiplantae; Streptophyta; Magnoliopsida; Zingiberales; Musaceae
Product: F-box protein At5g49610-like
Exons: 1
Coding region: 1-1182 (393 amino acids)
Molecular function (GO): protein binding
Source: RefSeq, a predicted model, not a curated record
AUGCUCAAGAACACCCGUAACAUCGACCUUGUUGGUAUGAAGAAGAUCGAAAACAGGAGUUGUCCCCUUCCUGAUGAAGUGCUCGUAAAGAUCAUAUCUUAUCUCCCGGCGAAGGCCUUCUUCAAGUUCCUCCCUGUUUGCAAGACCAUCUACCACCUCUCGUCAGAUUCUCAUUUUCUCCUUUCUCAGUCAUACUAUAACAAGGCCAUCUCCGGAUUUUUCAUACAUAGUGACAACAUUUUGAGAUCCUUCAUCCUCAUUGACUCCUACGCCGGUGUGCCUAGGAGCAACCUCGAAUUCCUAAGCGACAGCGGCGCCAAAAUCCUCGGGUCAGCUGGUGGCCUCGUCUUUGUCUUGCUCAACAAAAAUGGAUGGUUCGAUGCUUCCACAAGUGGCAUAUGUGUCUACAACCCGGCCCGUGGGACUCGAUGUUGGCUCCCUUCCCCGCCGGGUAAGUGUAUCCGGGGGGGCAUCGCGGUGAGAUUCAUGAACGAUGGAGAUGUGAUGGCGAAAGACUACAAGUUGGUCUACGUCACACGAACCCGGGGAAGGAGCUCGUUGCACCACUGUCGGGUCUACGACUCAGUUGCUAGGGCGUGGACGAUGGAUAAGGAGCUCGAUUUUGGGCGGAGGGAACUGGAGUUGGAGUACCCGGUGGUUUGCGGUGACACCGUGUUCUGGCUAUCAUCAGAAUUGGAAUCGUACACGAGGAUUGACCCAUACGUCGUCACCUUCGAUGUGAGAGAGGAGUGCACACAAAUCAUCCCUCUGCCGAAAGAAGCAAUCCUCAACUUCUUUGACGCUCUCGGAAUAGCCGAGUGGGAAGGGAAGUCAUUGUGCGUGAUCCAUUACAGCACAUCUUAUUGGGUGUUCGGUCUGUGGCUGUUGAAGAAGACAAGCGGCAGUGCGGUAGGAUGGGUGAAGGUGCGUGAGAUAAGCUUGGCCGAGAUGGGGUUUACGGGAGAACCAUCUUUUGUGAGCUACGUCGAUCUGAUCGAGGUGGCGACGACCACGCUACUUGUUUUCACCAUAUAUGGCAAGGUGUACAGUUACAGUAUAAAGGAUGGAGAAGUACUAAAGAAGCUGGCAUCGCUGCCCGUCUCUUAUUUCCCCAAGCUGAUCCCUUACUCUAAUACACUUCGUCCAUGCGGUGAGCAAGAAGAAUUGUUGGAAGCAAUCUGA